Messenger RNA from Salpingoeca rosetta, 459 nucleotides. RefSeq lists its product as uncharacterized. The record is from RefSeq and is a predicted model, not a curated record. Bases 1 to 459 code for a protein of 152 amino acids. Lineage: Eukaryota; Choanoflagellata; Craspedida; Salpingoecidae. The transcript has a single exon.
AUGUCAUUGGCACUGCCCUCCUCCCCUCCCUGUACUGCCGUACCCUCCACUGCACCCACCACCCAUCCCAACUCCAGCAUUGACAGCAACAAAAGCAUCACUGCACCGGUACCACGCGUGCUUACGUUGCUCUGUUGCACGUGGUUGCUAAGUGCUGUUCAUGCUACACUCCACUACCCCCACCAACCCCUCUUUUCUCUCCCUCCCACAACCUCCUCCCACAACCUCCUCCCAACCCCAAACUCCCCUCAACCACGGCUACUUGUGCCUCUUUGUGUGCCAUACUAUACUGGCUUGCCUUCUUUCCACCAUCCACCCUAUCACUGUCUCCCACCACAACCGACACAGUUGCCGAUGCUCAGUUUAAGUGCAUGCGCUUUUCGCGUGCUGCUUCUUCUGCUUCUUCUGCUGCUGCACAACCAUCAACCACCGAACCCCCCCCCCCCCACUUUGUUUUAG